This is a messenger RNA of Spodoptera litura, 4009 nucleotides long. RefSeq names its product piwi-like protein Siwi. Gene Ontology annotation, molecular function: RNA binding; protein binding. Lineage: Eukaryota; Metazoa; Arthropoda; Insecta; Lepidoptera; Noctuidae. The record is from RefSeq and is a predicted model, not a curated record.
UCUUACGCAAAUUUAACUGAAUUGUCUCCCGUUCACUUCAGUCCACCCACUUUACCGUACCAACCCAGUUAAACAUAACAUCUAGCAUGCUGUUUUUCAAAAAAGCUUGCCUCAAUUCUACUAAAUGUAAAAUUUCCUUUUCAUCAGCAGUCUAAAUAGUUGAGCGCUUGACCAAUAGCCAACUUAAGAUGCAGUUUAGGUACUAGAAGUCAUUGCAGUGCGUAACUUUGAGUCAGGACAGCGCCCAAAAUAGAACAAAAAAUCAGGACGAACAACAAACAACUGAAACAAAGUUAAUUAUAUAGUUAUGUAUAAGGUAGAUAGAAAACCGUUGAACACAAAUCAUCCGCUAAUUACUGCGCCGAAACGCCGAUCACCGGUGACGGUGACCGGAACGGUCUGUAGGUUAUACAAUUUUAAUUAAGUACUUGUGAGAUAAUAUGAUGACAACCUAAAUAUUCAAAUUAUAUUUCAUGCAUACCCAUACAUUUAAACUAGGUUUUGUACUUGUUACCAAUUCAUACGUUAGCACUGUUAUAUAAUAAGUGAAGCCCUUUAGGGCUUCUGUUUUUAUUAGUCCCUAGAUCGAAAAACCCUAAAGUUGAUCCUAUACCGGGACGUUGGGCGCUGCUGUGCCAUAUUUUUGUUCGGUUGGCCAUUCAACACAUCCUUGUCCGGUGCUUUGUCCUGUUCUGAAAUCAAUAAAUCAUAAAACGCCCUUUUGAUUUAUGGCUGCUGCGAGUCGUGUAACGUCCAAUCAUUGCUCCGCGGAUUUGGCAGGAACCGAGUAUCUUCUUAUCCCCAAAUUAUUAAAUUGUUAAACUUCUCGAUUAAUUAACUUCGUGGAGAUGCCUAAACCUGGAAAAAAGCGUGCUCAAAAGAAAGCUGGUAAGGGCACUGAUAAUGCUGGUCCAUCUUCACCCAGACCUGAAGACCCGAUAUCUCCUACUUCUCCACAAUCCCCCCAAUCCCCACAAUCUCCAACAUCCCCAAUAGCCUGUGGUCCUCGCACUGUCCAAGGUAGCAAAUCAAUCCCUAAACAAUCCACUAGUAGAGCACAACCAGUCUCCUCUUCCCCACAAUCCCCAAUAUCCCCAACAUCCCCAGCGCCCGGUGGCUCUUACGCUGCACAAGAAAGCAAGGCAGCAGCAGCCAAACACACUGUUGAAAUACAAAGACAAUUGCAAAGAAUGGAUUUGGAUAAACCGUCCUCGUCACAGUCCAAUGUUUCGAGAAAACCGGGCCCCUCAUCAUCAGGGCGAGGACGCGGGACGCGCAUGGAAUCUGAACAAGCGCUCGCACUGCGAACGCGGCCAAGUACAUUAUUAUCGAAAAAAGGUAACAGUGGCACCCCGGUUAAUUUGUUAGCAAAUUACUUUGCCGUUGAAACAACGCCUCACUUUCGAAUGUAUCAGUACCACGUGGACUUUUCACCUGAUGAAGACAAUACUUUCGUCCGUAAAAGUCUCGUACGCAUCCACCAGAGAGUUUUAGGCUGGCACGUGUUCGAUGGGUCGGUGAUAUAUAGUAUGACCCGAUUGCACCCCGAUCCGAUCCAGUUUUACUCUGAUAGAAAAUCUGACAAGCAAAAGAUGGUCAUUACGGUGAAGUUGAUAGGUGACGUCGCUCCUGGUGAUUAUCAUUAUAUUCAGAUAUUUAAUCUGAUACUAAGGAAAUGCUUUUCGGCAAUGCGCCUGCAAUUAAUGGGCCGCGACUAUUUUGACCCAACAGCAAAGAUCGAUAUUCCUGAAUUUCGCUUGCAAAUUUGGCCCGGAUAUAAAACCACAAUUAACCAACACGAAGACAAAUUAUUGAUGGUCGCUGUUAUUACUCACAAAGUUCUUCGGUUGGACACCGUACUCCAAAUGCUAAGAACUUAUACUUCGACAAAAGGUGCAGCAUAUAAAAAAUGUUUUCUGGAAGACAUUGUGGGGAAAAUUGUUAUGACUACGUACAACCGUAAAACGUACAAAGUAGAUGAUGUGUCAUGGCACGCGACACCUAAAUCCACAUUCAACUUGAGAAAUGAAAAAAUUUCUUAUAUAGACUACUAUAAAAAGAAAUAUGAAAUUACCAUCCGUGACGUCGACCAGCCUUUACUUAUAUCCAGAUCAAAGCCACGUGACAUCCGCGCUGGGAUGCCUGAACUGGUGUAUCUAGUGCCCGAACUGUGCCGGCAGACAGGAUUGACAGACCAAAUGCGUAACGACUUUAAAUUGAUGAAGGCCCUUGAUGCACACACUAAAAUCGGCCCUGACGUCCGUGUUAACAAAUUGCUACAAUUUAACAGAAACUUGACCCAAAAUCCACAAGUUAUAAAGGAGCUGAAUACCUCUCACCUAACCUUUGCUAAACAACUGAUGAAGGUUAAAGGACGUCAAUUACCCACUGAAAAUAUUAUUCAAGGAAAUGACUGCCGUUAUCCAGCAGGUGAUACACCUGAAGGAUGGACGCGAGAAAUUCGAUCAAAACCCUUGCUGCGUAUUAGCCAACUUUCAUCAUGGGUAGUGAUAACUCCUGACAAGGUUCGUCGUGAAACUGAAGCUUUUCUAGAUAUGGUAUUAAAGGCGGCGAGAGAUGUAAAAUUCAUGCUAUCCAGACCUGAAAUCGUAACAAUACAGUACGACGGCGCAAUAGAUUACGCUCGAACAUUGGAUACCGUUAUAGCCCGCAGAAACCCUACGUUGAUUUUCUGCACGCUCAUGCGUAAGUUAACGGAUCGUUACGAAGCUAUUAAAAAGAAGUGUCUAGUUGACCGUGCCAUCCCUACUCAAGUUGUGACCGCGCGGAACAUGACAUCCAACUCCGCUAUGUCAGUUGCCGCUAAGGUGGCCCUGCAAAUGAACUGCAAGCUCGGGGGCGCGCCGUGGAGAGUAGAGAUCCCCCUACAAAACAUUUUAGUCGUGGGUUAUGACGUCUGUCAUGACACCAAAAGCAAGCAAAAAAGUUUCGGUGGAUAUAUUGCUUCGUUAGAUAGAUAUAUGACGCGCUACUACUCCGCUGUCAACUCGCACACAUCUGGCGAAGAAUUAAGCAAUCACAUGGGCUUCAAUACAGCCACAGCCGUAAAAAAAUAUAGAGAUGUAAACGGCAUGUUGCCGCAAAGGAUUUUUAUAUAUCGCGAUGGCGUGGGUGAUGGACAAAUUCCUUAUGUAAACACACACGAGGUGGCUGAAAUAGAGAAGGCACUUCGUAUGUUGUAUGGCUCGGAUGACUAUAAAAUGUCGUUCACAAUUGUGUCAAAGAGGAUAAACACACGCAUUUUCCUAGAACAAGGAGGCAAAUGCGUAAACCCACGACCAGGGACUGUGGUUGACGACGUUGUUACUCUACCCGAGCGAUACGACUUCUUUUUGAUUUCACAAAAUGUGCGAGAUGGAACCAUAACUCCUACAUCGUAUAACGUAAUUGCGGAUACAACAGGACUGCAUCCUGACAGGAUGCAAUGGUUGACGUACAAGAUGACCCACAUGUACUAUAACUGCUCCGCACAAGUCCGUGUCCCAGCCGUGUGCCAGUACGCGCAUAAGCUGGCGUUCUUGGCAGCAAACAGUCUCCACUGCCCGCCACACAACUCACUUACAGAUACCCUGUAUUUCCUAUAAAUCAUGACUACUUCACUGGUCAAAGUAAUCGCCAAUUAGGGUUUAAUGAAAUUCCACCCAAAAACCCUUGAAAAUUUCAUCUUAUUUCUUAAUUUUACUUAUAGAGAUUAGGGCGACAAAGUGAUUAGGUAUGAAUUAGGUUAUUUACACAUUGGUACUGAAAGCAUCGUUGUUAUCGUUUACGAAAGGUUAUGUUCAAAUUUUUAAAUUUAUCACCGUCUACGCUCAAUUUGAGGUCGUUGGCAAAAAAUUGUGAUUAAUAAUUUUUAUGUAAGUCCAUAUCCAGAAUGACCUACAAUCUAAGUCUUAGAUAAUUAAUCAUGUGAUUAAAAUUAAGAAGACUUGUGACAAAUAAUAAAUAUCUACUUAUGACGUGUUUUUAUGUUUUAUGGUAAGUAAAAAUG